AUGGUGGCUGCCACGGAGCUUCCUGCCGGUCGGUCAAGAGGAAACGAGUCGGCGUUGCAUGUGCGACGUGUCGCGCGCAUAAGAUACGCUGCGACGGUGUGCGACCGCAGUGUGGAACGUGUCUUCGUCGCAGAGAGGGCUGUGCGUAUGAGGAUAGCGAUCAGCGCGAUUCGAGGACUUGUCUCGCGACCGCUGAACAACGACGAGCCCACGAGGGGCUUCUUCGGAGACUCGUCCACCAUCGCCUUUCUCAAGCAGUUACAAGACACGUUCCGGUCGAAAACGUCCGGUCCGCUGCGGGAUUUCCCGUGUCAGUCGCGCCUAUCUAGGGAUCUUGAAAGCCUUCGCCCUAAUCCCGAGGGUACUCCUCAAUUGAGUUAUGCUCAGUUACUCCCAACGCGGCCCUUGGCAGACCAUCUGGUUGACUGCUAUUUUUCCAAGAUCCAUCUUUGGGAGCCGGACAAAUCUCCCUCGAGCACUCGGUCCACUCGUGGUCUCGGCCUUGGCGACGAAAAUGUAUCGCGCACCACGUUCUAUUACGGACUGAACGCGAUCUUUGCUACGGGUUGCCAACUCUCGAAUAUCGUGCAGCGCGAGCGACAAACCACCUCCGAGGCCUUUUUUCAACCAUGCAAGCCCACCCUGGACGUGGACUAUCUCGAGACCUGCGACCUGGCAUUGACGCAGAGUCUUUUACUCAUGACGCACUACGUUCAAAGCUCACAGACGCCGAACCGCUCCUGGCAUGCGAUCGGCACGGCGUGCAGACUGGCCCAAGGGAUUGGGCUGCACUCGGACGCGGGAAACGAGACUCGCUCGUUUCCUGAGAUUCAGAUACGAAGGAGAGUGUGGCAUGCUUGUGUGAUGUUGGAUCUGGCGAUCAGUAUUAUACUUGGGCAACCGGUCAUGAUAUCCCAGGCGCCGUCUACACCGUUACCGGACCCUAUUGAUGAUCGUUAUUUGCUUGUGGAUUCUGCGAUCUGCGAACAGUCUCCUGGGACUUUCUCUCGUUUACAGUGGUUCAUUGCUACGCUCAACCUAUACGAUAUUCUGCGAAAAGCUUUGAAUUAUCUAUAUGAUAAUUAUGGGGGUCGAUUUAUUAAAGAACCUCUUGAGAGACGUCGAGCCGAGACCCUCCAUUGGGAUGAGACCGGGGCGGACGUUUCUGAGGACCCCUUUCUACGAGAGAAAUACCUGCUUAAGGCCAGAUUCUUGUCUUUGAAGAUUCUUAUCUGCCGACCGGUCCUUUCUCAGUCACUGCGUGAGACAUACCUGUCCGUAGAGAAUGAAUCCCUUCGAUCCGGACUUCCCGGGCCCGGCAUAUUUGCGAAUUUGAUCAAGGGCUGCUCGGUGUUUCGCGAGGCUGCAAUUGAUUUGAUAUCCUUGGUGCACGAAACCUGCAGUACCGACCUAGCCAGUGUCUGGUUUUAUAACGUCUUUUACUCAACCGGCAAAGACGGCAACUCCACAGAGAAUACCGGAGAGCAUCUCGGGCUUUCGUCCGACAAUUUCGAUCAAAUGCCUUUUUCAGAAAAUCUAUUCCGAGAUCUGGAGUUUGACGGUCAAACGAUAUUUGAUCCUUUCUGGUUCAACAUGGAUAUUGGAGCCUAG
Messenger RNA from Aspergillus affinis, 1611 nucleotides. Its product is annotated as fungal specific transcription factor domain-containing protein. The record is from RefSeq and is a predicted model, not a curated record. Gene Ontology annotation, molecular function: zinc ion binding; DNA-binding transcription factor activity, RNA polymerase II-specific; RNA polymerase II cis-regulatory region sequence-specific DNA binding. Gene Ontology annotation, cellular component: nucleus. Gene Ontology annotation, biological process: positive regulation of transcription from RNA polymerase II promoter by galactose; DNA-templated transcription. The coding region runs from base 1 to 1611 and encodes 536 amino acids. Lineage: Eukaryota; Fungi; Ascomycota; Eurotiomycetes; Eurotiales; Aspergillaceae. The transcript has 8 exons.